Molecule: messenger RNA, 1306 nt
Organism: Glycine soja
Lineage: Eukaryota; Viridiplantae; Streptophyta; Magnoliopsida; Fabales; Fabaceae
Product: transcription factor bHLH25-like
Exons: 4
Coding region: 157-1107 (316 amino acids)
Molecular function (GO): protein dimerization activity
Source: RefSeq, a predicted model, not a curated record
GUAUAUUUUCUCUCGCAUAAUAAUACUUUUAUCAAUUACAAUUAUUGUAAUUGCAUUGAAUGGAUUCUCACAUCAUUGAGUUUGUCGCUGCUUUCUUCAAUAGCUGAAGCACAUAUAAGCAGGAGCUAGCUAGGUUUUUCCAAUUUUGAGGAAACAAUGGAUGAGCCAUGGCUGAAAUGGGUUUCUAUUUUGGACACUAAUGACUAUCAUUUAUCCACUGAAUGUGACAUGAACUCUGUUGAAGAACCAUUGGAGGGAGAGAAUUCAGUGGAUCCUGGAGAACUCUCAUGGGAAAAUCACUCCCCUAAUUCAUAUCUCACAAAAGAAAGAACCACCCUUUUGAGCAAUUCUUCAUCUUUGGAAGAGAUCAACACUAGCUUUGAUAUGACAAGUCUCAAACAACAUGCUUCUCCACAGAAACCAAAGUCUUGCAUUCUGUCUUUUGAGGAUUCCACUUCAGUGCCAAUUACUUCCAAGAAAACUUGCCAAUUAUAUCAUGGUGAACAUUCAAAGGAGACACAAGAAGAGCUACCCAAUAGAAAACCCCUCAAGAGGGAUACAAGCUUUGAUCACAUAAUGGCUGAGAGAAAAAGGAGAGAGAAUAUCAGCAGACUGUUCAUAGCUCUUUCAGCCCUUAUUCCGGGCUUGAAAAAGAUGGACAAGGCUUCUGUUCUUUACAACGCUAUAGAGCAUGUGAAAUAUCUUCAGCAGCGUGUAAAGGAUUUGGAAAAAGAUAACAAGAAGAGAAAGACAGAAUCCGUAGGAUGUUUCAAAAUAAAUAAAACCAAUGUUGCUGACAACGUUUGGACAUGUGAUGAUAAACCUAUCAAGAUAUGUCCCAAAGUUGAAGCAAGAGUCUCAGGAAAAGAUGUUGUCAUCAGAGUAACGUGUGAGAAGCAAAAGAACAUUUUACCUAAGCUACUGGCCAAGCUUGAAGCUCAUAAUCUCUCCAUAGUGUGUAGCAAUGUUUUGCCAUUUGGGAAUUCCGCUCUCAGCAUUACCAGCAUUGCUAAGAUGGACCAUGAAUUCAGCUUGACAGUGGACACGUACGACCUAGUGAAAACCUUGACAGGGGAAUUGUUGGAGUGCAGUAAAAUGCAACGAUAAUGAGCCACGCUAACGAGUUGGCUACAAGUAGAUUUAAAAGUGCAUUAUAAGCAGUUCAAGCAUUUUAUUCGUGUACUAUCGAUAAUACUGGGAGUAUCUUAGUGUAUUAUGUCUUUAUAAUUUGUUUUUUAUUUAUAAAAAAUAUUAAUAUAUUAAUUUUAUUAGAAAUAUCAAUAAGAUGAUUUCGUGAUUUCACAUU